CUUCGACAAUGGAAAGUGAAGUGAACAAGUGGGACCCACCAAACCCAUUCGAGACCAGUCAGGCACUGAAGGGCGGAGAUGUAACACACAAAAAUGAAAAAGGAUAUUUAGAAGACAUAUCGAAGAAAAAAUUAUUCAAGGCUGAAAUCAUCCGAAGUUGGAAGACAACUCGUGAGUUCCUGAUGCCGCAGUUAGGAGGGGAGAGGAGCAGAGUCGAGAUUAUGAUCUGGCUGCUAGUUUACUCGGGAUUGGCUUACUCCAUGGCCAGACAGAGCAUACAACUGUACCAAGAAUACCAGACUCAGCAGCCGUAUGUGGUGGUGAGCAUGGACUCUCAAUACCCCACGCAGUUCCCUUCCAUCUCAGUCUGCAACAAGAAUGUCAUAUCCGCUUUCAACGCAGUCAAAUACGCAGAGCUCAACUCACUCUACGGAGUCGAACAGAACCUGGCCUCCCGAGUAGCCAGUGGCGUGAACGCUCUGCGAUCCAGGGGUGAUUUUGAAGCAGGUUUCGCCCUCGAGAACCUGUGUAUCUCCCUCGUUUGCCCCAUACAGAACAGUUCGUGGGAGGAUGAGUCUCAUUUGUGCAUUCCGAACGAGUGGCUGUGCGAUGGGUUCAAUGAUUGUCUCCUAGAUUCCGAAGCAGGAACUUCUUGGGACGAGACAGAGUACAUGUGUGCUGUGAGGGAGGCCGCAAAUUUUUCACAGGUGUUCAACAUGUCCAGACCUCUUUCUCUAGAGUGUGCUCUUGGUUUCAUUGCAUGCACUGAGUACACGUGUGUGCCCAUAUGCGACUACCGGCACAAACCAGAAUGUGUCUACGGAGACAUCCCAGAGAGUCUCAUGAGUGCAAUUAAUUGUUCAAACUGGAGCAAAGAAGAUCUCUACACGCGAAGAAGUCAACAAGACUGGAUCUUCGAUCUGGUUCGGGGCAGAGUUGAAAAAUCAGCGAUUGAGAGACUCCGUAGACAGAGACGACAAGUGACAAAAGGAGUAGAAGACCCUAAUUGGGCAAGCUUGGGAAAUCAGGACUGGAGAAAGAUCUACAUGGACACUCUCGAGGGAAACAUGACCAUGGACAAGAUACCAACAGGUAACAGGUACUCUGGUAGGUAUGAGCUGGGGCCAGAUGUCCACUCUAGGCCUGAACUUGGAGGAGUUCGUGGUGGAGUGCAUGUACAACACAGACUACUGCAACCGAUCGAACUUCCUCGAAAGCACCAGUGCCACAUACGGGAGGAGAGUAGCAAAAAUUAAUUAUAUUCUAUCGAUUAUUAAAAAAGUAUGAAUAAUGACUACAGGAAAAACAGCAAAAAAUCAACACAGC
Symsagittifera roscoffensis is the source of this 1326-nucleotide messenger RNA. RefSeq lists its product as uncharacterized. Gene Ontology annotation, cellular component: membrane. Gene Ontology annotation, molecular function: protein binding; sodium channel activity. The transcript has 7 exons. Lineage: Eukaryota; Metazoa; Xenacoelomorpha; Acoela; Convolutidae. The coding region runs from base 9 to 1256 and encodes 415 amino acids. Gene Ontology annotation, biological process: sodium ion transport. The record is from RefSeq and is a predicted model, not a curated record.